CGUUAAGAUAGGGUUGACACUCUGCAGCUGCUUUCCUACGAAUUGUUUGUGCUCUGAGGAGACGUUUCUCUUCCACGAAGUAUUAAACAUAUAACGUAUAACUUGCAAAAUGGCAUGGUUAUGUAGUCGUACUAUUUUUCAGACAUGUCGACGACAAUUUUACCGCGAUGCUGUGAGAUAUACAAAAGAGAAGGAAAAGACUUUUCCCGAUCCGCUAGAACUAGCCACGGGUUUGGAAAAACGUGAGUUACUUGCUGCUGCCGCUGGCGAUUUUGAUCCAUAUCACAUGAAGGCCAUAGAAAUAUUACGUGAUAGCACAAAGGAGAAUCCAAAUUUAGUACCAAGUGCAUUCAAAAGUCGUGUUGUUGGUUGCCUUUGCGAAGAAGAUACUGCACACGUGAAUUGGAUGUGGUUGCAUGAAGGUCAGCCACGCCGCUGUGAAUGUGGUCAUUGGUUUAAACUGACUGAAGUUGCUCCUUUAGGAUAAGAUUUUAAUUUAAUGUCAUUUCUUGUUAUUAGUCAUUUGUUUAAAAUAUAGAAUUAAUAUCAUAUACUAAA
Molecule: messenger RNA, 558 nt
Organism: Bombus pyrosoma
Lineage: Eukaryota; Metazoa; Arthropoda; Insecta; Hymenoptera; Apidae
Product: cytochrome c oxidase subunit 5B, mitochondrial-like
Exons: 3
Coding region: 110-487 (125 amino acids)
Biological process (GO): mitochondrial electron transport, cytochrome c to oxygen
Cellular component (GO): mitochondrial envelope
Source: RefSeq, a predicted model, not a curated record